Molecule: messenger RNA, 2215 nt
Organism: Cynoglossus semilaevis (tongue sole)
Lineage: Eukaryota; Metazoa; Chordata; Actinopteri; Pleuronectiformes; Cynoglossidae
Gene: arsh
Product: arylsulfatase H
Exons: 12
Coding region: 223-1896 (557 amino acids)
Molecular function (GO): arylsulfatase activity
Source: RefSeq, a predicted model, not a curated record
CUAGCAGAGGACGUGCGAUGACUCAGGCACGGAAACCAGUGUCAGAACCAGCGAAAUGAGGGCAGUCUUCACAGCAAACUGAUGAAACUGGGUUCUGGCUGACUCUCACGUAUAACACAGUACAGGUUCCCUUUUGUGUCACUUCUUCUCUGCCUCCUGCUGGCUGCAGUAAAUGAUGUCACAGGGAAGGAGACGAACAAAAGACCCAACUUUGUCUUGAUAAUGGCGGACGACCUUGGUAUUGGUGAUAUAGGGUGCUACGGGAACACUACCAUCAGGACUCCAAACAUAGACAGACUGGCUUCUGAAGGAGUGAAGCUGACUCAGCACAUUGCAGCUGCUCCUCUUUGCACUCCAAGCCGGGCUGCUUUCAUGACAGGACGUUAUGCUCUCCGUUCAGGAUUUGGUAGCAGAGGGCGCGUGCAGGUGCUACUGUUCCUCGGAGGCUCAGGGGGGCUUUCACCAAAGGAGACCACCUUUGCUAAAAGGCUGCAGCAACAAGGAUAUACAACAGGCCUAGUGGGUAAAUGGCACCUGGGUGUGAACUGUGAGCACAGGGGGGACCACUGUCAUCACCCAAACCAGCAUGGCUUCAACUACUACUACGGCCUUCCAUUCACCCUGUUCAAUGACUGUACGCCAGGAGAGGGGAGUGAUGUCAUGAAUGCGGAACAAAACAUGCUUCAGAAUAUGGCUCUGAUGCUUGGAGUUGGACUGCUCACACUGAUUUGUGUCCGUGUUUGUGGCCUCCUUGACGUCAGCCUGUGGCUCCUGGUUGCACUUUUUUCUUUUACUAUCGUAGUCAAUGCUGUAUGGUACGUACCCUUCAAACACCUGCGGACCUGGAACUGUAUCAUUAUGAGGAACCAAGAUGUUAUUGAACAACCAAUAACGGUGGAGACGCUGCCCCAGAGGUUGCUGGGAGAAGCACAGGACUUCAUAAGGAGAAAUAGAGAUCAACCAUUUCUCCUUUUCUUCUCAUUGGCCCACACCCACACCCCACUCUUCCAAACCCCGACCUUUGCAGGGAAAAGCCGCCACGGUCGUUAUGGUGAUAACAUUGAGGAAAUGGACUGGCUGAUCGGUCAGUUGACCAAGACAGUGGACUCCCUCGGCCUAGCUAACAACACACUGAUGUAUUUUACAUCAGACCAUGGUGGACACUUGGAGGAUAGAGACUCAAGAACUGGUCAAAAGGGAGGCUGGAAUGGCAUCUACAGAGGUGGCAAAGCAAUGGGGGGCUGGGAGGGAGGGAUAAGAGUACCUGGUAUUUUCCGGUGGCCUGGCAGACUCGCAGCUGGAACUGAAGUAGAUGAACCCACCAGUCUAAUGGACCUCUACCCAACACUGAAGCAUUUAGCUGAGGACACGCAGCCAGACAGACAUUUAGACGGCCACAACCUCAUGCCACUGUUGGACGGGAAAGUAAAAACAUCAAAACACGAAUUCAUGUUCCAUUACUGUGGUGCCUAUUUAAACGCGGCUCGCUGGCACCCACCUGGAAGUAACUCUGUCUACAAGGCACACUUUUUCACUCCCAACUUUUCUCCCCCGGGAGCCGUAGGAUGCUAUCACACCAAGAUCUGCAUGUGCCACGGAGAACGUGUCACGCACCACAACCCACCGCUGCUGUAUGACCUUUUCCAUGACCCCUCAGAGUCCCGCCCACUAACUCCUGACUCUGAGCCACGAUACACUGAAGUACUAGAGCAGAUCACCAAAGCUGUUGAAAAACACAAAAGUUCUCUUCCAGAUGAAGCGGUGUCUGCUGAUGCUCAGGAAACGGCACCCGACGCUGAAAUGACCUGGGAGAAGAUUCUGUGGAAGCCGUGGCUGCAGCCCUGCUGUGGGACUUUUCCCUUCUGUGGCUGUAGAGAAGACAGACCUGAAAUUUAAUACAUACCUCAAAAACAAAUAGUAGUUAAACUGAAAAGGUUGAAAGGCUGGCAAAAUAGUAUAAUAGUCAAGAAAUGUUCAGACACAGAUUAGACACGGAUUGUUGAGAAAACAGAGUUUUACUAGGAUUUGAUAAUAUUUUCUGUAAUAUUAUGGUAAACUCUUAGGUAAAAGAAAAUGAGCUUGGUUAAAUAUAUCCAAAUUGAAUUAAGUUGUGUUUUUAUUUUGAGCUUACUGUGGCUGUGAGACAUGCAGUGUUUGUACAACGUUGAAGGACAUGGUUUACCUAUUAAACUACUCAGAGGUUGUUUAAGCUAAA